AUGAAAAUGUAUGUUACUCCCGUGUGUAGUGUAGAACAUGUAUCUCGGUCAAACCGUGGCCAUAAAAGUCAACACCAUCACGAGAUGAAUAUCAAGUAUCUGCUGGUUGUUAUAUGUCUCUGGAUUUGGUCUCAAUCUUUGGUGUUUACAAUUUCUGAUGAUGGGUUGAUGAGAAUUACUCUAAAAAGGAGAAAUUUGGACUUUGAAAGUCUUAAUUCUGCAAGAAUCAAAGAGGCAAUUCAUCUCAAAGAUUUUAAGAGUUUUGAUAAAAAUGGUUCUGAAAAAGAGGUUGUUGUGUAUGUUAAGAAUUACUUUGAUGUACAAUAUUUUGGUGAAAUUGGUAUUGGUACACCACCUCAGUACUUCAAUGUUGUUUUUGACACUGGUAGCUCCAAUCUUUGGAUUCCAUCUUCCAAAUGCAUUUUCUCAAUUGCUUGCUAUUUUCAUUCCAAAUAUAGCUCAAAGAUAUCUAGCACAUAUAAAGAAAUUGGAGUACCUUGUGAAAUUCCUUAUGAUCAAGGAUACAUUUAUGGAUUCUUCAGUCAAGACAAUGUAAAACUUGGGGAUAUUAUUAUCAAAGAUCAAGAAUUUUCUGAGAUUACAAGAGAAGGAAAUUUCGCACUUUUAGCUCUUCCAUUUGAUGGUAUACUUGGACUUGGAUUCCAGGACAUUUCAGUUGGAAGAGUCACACCAGUGUGGUAUAAUAUGAUAGAACAAGGACAGGUAUUGGACAAAGUUUUCUCUUUUUGGCUAAACAAGGAUCCAUUGGCACAAAUUGGGGGUGAGAUUGUGUUUGGUGGUAUGGACAAGAGGCAUUUUAAAGGUGACCACACUUACUUUCCAAUAUCUCAAAAGGGUUAUUGGCAGAUUGAAGUGGGAGAUAUACUACUUGCAAAUAAUACAACAGGUUUCUGUAAGGGUGGAUGUGCUGCAAUAGUGGACUCAGGAACAUCUUUAAUCGCCGGUCCAACUGGUGUUGUGACUCAAAUUAACCAUGCCAUUGGAACAGAAGGAUAUGUUAGUUUUGAGUGUAAAAACAUUGUCCAUAACUACGGAAAUUCGAUAUGGGAAUCCUUGAUUUCAGGAUUAAAUCCUGAUAUCUUGUGUGCGGACAUUGGACUUUGUUCAAAUAACGAAUUUCAAAGAUCGAACGAUGUUAUUGAAACAGUGGUGCAUAAUGAAACUCGCGAUGGAUCGCAAACAAAGGAGAGCCCCUUUUGUAGUUUUUGCAAUAUGAUUGUCCUUUGGAUUCAAGUUCAGAUUACGCAAAGCAACGUAAAGGAAAAAGUGUUAAAACACGUGGACGAGCUGUGCGAGAGGCUCCCGAAUCCGGUUGGACAAUCAUUUAUAAACUGCAGCAGUGUCUCUGAUAUGCCAAAUAUUACAUUCACAAUUGGAAGCAAAUUGUUUCAUCUCUCUCCAGAACAGUAUAUUCUUAAAGUUAAUGAUGAUAAAGAUUGUUCUCCUGUGUGCUAUAGUGGUUUUGUUGCUCUAGAUGUGCCUUCCCCACAGGGUCCCCUCUGGGUUUUUGGAGACAUUUUCUUGCAGGCAUAUCACACAGUGUUUGACUAUGUAUGGUGUGAGCGAAGUUUGUUGGCAUUUGCGCGCAUGACAUCUUAG
Molecule: messenger RNA, 1620 nt
Organism: Vicia faba (fava bean)
Lineage: Eukaryota; Viridiplantae; Streptophyta; Magnoliopsida; Fabales; Fabaceae
Source: the annotation of a GenBank genome assembly